CCCGUCGCCACAAGAAAAAAAUACAGGUGCAGCAGCAUUAAUAAUAUUCUGCGUCUCCAACCCAGCCCUGCCUUCACGUCACUCGAGACGGUCACGAGCGACAUUCUUUUCAUCUUUACCUGCUCCGAUUUACAUUCUUCUUGCUCCAUCCUCACCUUUUCACCAUCUGACUGCGAAAACCGCCACAGCUCUUACUUUCUUUCGACAUCAUCGUCACCAUGGCAAGCGUCCAGGCUCCCGUUGCCGGCGCUCCCGCCUCGCACCCAUACACAUGCAACUCGUGCCAGGUUGCGUACCGAAACAUCGACCUGCAAAAGACACAUAUGAAGAGUGACUGGCACCGAUACAACCUCAAGCGUAGAGUUGCCUCGCUUCCCCCCAUCUCGGCCGAAGUAUUCACAGACAAGGUCCUCCAGGCCAGAGCCGCCACCACCGCCGAAGCCGACAAGGCCUACUUUGAGAAGUCGUGCGAGGCCUGCACCAAGACAUACUACAGCGAGAACGCCUACCGCAACCACAUCUCCAGCCAGAAGCACAAGCUCAACGAGCUCGCCGCCUCCCAGCGAAAUGAAGAGGAGACCAAGUCUGUCGUCAGCUCUACCUUCUCCCUGGGCGAGCCCACGUCCGUGGCCAAGAAGGAUGUCGACUCGGAUGCCGAGGACGAGUUCAACCAGGUCAUCGAGGGUCUCCAGCAGGCCAAGAUUGCCAACCAGCAGCAGCCUUCGCCCUUUAAGCGUCCCAGCAACCCCCAGGCCGAUGCUGAUGAGGAGGAUGCCGAAGAAAAGACUGAGGGUGGCGAUAGCCAGGCACCCUCUAACGCCUCUGGUUCUAAGUGGACUGUUGGUUCGUGCCUCUUCUGCAACUUUGAGUCGACAACAGCGGAGCUCAACGCCCAGCACAUGGAGAGAUUCCACGCCAUGUUUAUUCCCGAAAAGGCUUACCUGGUAGACUUGGACGGCUUGAUCCAACAGCUGCAGUACAAGGUCCGUGAGGGCAACGAGUGCAUCUUUUGCGAUAAGAUCAAGGCCAACGUCUGGGCUGUUCAAACACACAUGAAGGAUAUCGGCCACUGCAAGAUUCCUUAUACUACCGAGGACGAGCAGCUGGCUAUUGGUGAAUUCUACGACUUCCGUGGCACCUACUCUGACGGUGAGGAUGAUUCCGAAAGCGACUCUGAAGGAGACGAACCCCGUGGUGCUCGUGUUGCCAAGGACGGCGCCGAGGGUGACGACAAGGACGAGGCAGAGGAGGGAGACGGCUGGGAGACGGACAGCUCUGCUUCCUCACUCGACUCGGACGAUCUUACUGCUGUCCCUGCGGAGGGCCACUACCACCAGUUCGAGAGACUCAGCAAGCACCCGCACCACGCCAGAGACGAUGCUCGUCCCCGCCACCAGGCCGACGGCUUCCACUCCCGCGCCCACAAGCACACACACGCAGUCUUUUACGACGACUACGAGCUUCACCUGCCGUCUGGCAAGUCGGUCGGUCACCGCCAGCACAACAAGUACUACCGCCAAAACCUGCACAACUACCCUACGCCAGAGGAGCGAGCCGAGCGUCUUGCCAUCGAGGCCGCCGAAGACAGCGAGGGUGGUGGCAGCGACAGAGAAGCCAGAAGAAAGGCACACCGCACACGUGCCGUGGUUCCUCGUGGUACUCUGGGUCUCAUUGGUGCUUCGGACCAGACGAAGCUCGAGGCCACCAAGAUGAUGCGUCGUGGCCGCAAGCAAGGCGAGGAUGCGGAGAAGAGACACGCUCUGGCCAAUGGCAUUACCAACAACAACCAAAAGCACUUUGCGUUCCGCUACGACCGUGGUGGUUAGACACGGGGAAACAUGCGUGGACGACUUUCUUUUUGUGUUUUGGUUUUGCAACGACAGCGGGUUUUGGAGUUUGCAUCGGUUUAUGAGUAUUUCUUUUUUGGGGCAUUAGAGUUAGUGACUAAUGACCUUGCAUAUCAUAUAUUUGUCUUUUCACCCGUGACUGUACUAUUUCUCCGUCAAGCAUCCGCCGAUCUCGAUACGCUACACACGCAAUGAAGCUGUAUUAUUUCCAAGGCAGACUGAUGUGCAUGAGGCUCAGGCCGUAAUCAAAGACAGUGUUGCUAGGUCUCGGCGACUUGCCCUAUUUCUGCAGUGGUGAGCCAAGCCGGGUCUUGGUCCCAAAGCCAAGCAAGGCCGUAUCUGAGCAUUAUUCACUUUUCGAACCAGUCCUGUGCAAGGACGCUCGUGGACACGCCAAGCUGGCCUUGAGCCAUGGGAAAAGACAGAUCGUCGGGAGCAAGGGUAACCCAAGAAGAGGGUAGGCUGGGCUCUAGAUUGGUGCAACGCGCCUCGGUAGUACAGUAACUAGCGGCAGGGGAUGCUUGAGAACGCGUUUACCGAGAGCAAGGGGUGUCCUUUUGACAGGUGGUUUUUACACAUGGAAAGUAAAGAAUACAGCAUCUGCAGCGGUGGGUUGGAAGAAGCGAGCGCGGCACUGUAUCGUUCGGCUCUCUAUCUCCUUCGAUGUCAAUACCUUGGCGGAGAGACACUAUAAAACAAUGUUUGUUUGUAUAGACAAAAACAUUGUUAUAUUUUAGAAUGUUUGAGAUAAUCACACGUACUCUACAAGAUUAUUUGUUUUUUCUUUGUAGCAUAGUAAAUACAUACGUUUUUACGAGUGCGUCUGGGCUGUUGGAAAAACCAGACACUUUCUGCUAAGGUAUAGUGGUCCUUCAAGUAGAUCGGCCUACAAGAAAAUCAGCGGCAAAGGCAAAGACAGUAUAAUUGCCUUUUGAUUGGUCUUGUUUAGACUGUUGUGAGGUGUGUUUUGGAGGAAACCCGGAUUUAGCAGAGACAGUGCACGUCGUGUACAUGACGAUCUGCGGGGGACUGGUGGUGAAGAGAUAGACAUGGGAGCAUCCUGGGGGAGACAGAGAAAUACACAGAUACUUGCAUGUUGCUAGAUCUGUUCAGUUUGGUAGCUUUUGUGCUAGUCCUUUUCUUCAAGUCGUAUGCCAGGCAGUUGACCAGCCCGGUGCAUGGAAGCAAACAUGUGCAGAGGGCCUGCGCAAGAUUUUACAAUCAACAGACGAUUACUUGAAAAGAAGACGCUAUGGUGCGCGCUAUUGGCCAGUCGCAAGGGAGGCUGUGGAAGAAUGUAUUUUUGGAUAUCGUGGCCACUGUAACGCCAAAAUGGCUGGUGUCG
This is a messenger RNA of [Torrubiella] hemipterigena, 3192 nucleotides long. NCBI's taxonomy places the organism in Eukaryota, Fungi, Ascomycota, Sordariomycetes, Hypocreales, Clavicipitaceae. The record is from the annotation of a GenBank genome assembly.